UUACUCUUGGGAGUAUACUGUAUAGUAGGAGUAUAUACUUUAUUUAAAGUAAGAGUAUAUUCAAAAGAAAAAGAGAAAUAAUUUUUGUGUCUUAGAUUGAUUGAAAAAGCGAUCAAAGCUUGAAACACUCAAGUAAGGAAUAGCAGCAACUUGAAAUCUUGGGUUUUCUUUUCUGCUUCAGAUUUCACCGAAAUUUCUUUGUUAAUGACAGAUAUUAACAAAUACUUGAAUAGCAUAAGUCAAACUGUUAGCAGAUAAUCGAGGGCUUUCCCUUUCACCUAGUAAUAGAGGUCCUUACAAACAUGGCUAUGGUUGCGACUGCGGAAGUCUGUGAUGCAAACUCACAGCUAAUUCAAAGUGGUGAACUGCGGGCCCUACAACCAAUCUUUCAGGUAUAUGGGCGGCGCCAGGUCUUCAGCGGACCGGUCGUCACCCUCAAGGUAUUCGAGGACAAUGUGUUGAUUCGUGAGUUUCUCGAGGAAAGAGGCAAUGGAAGAGUUCUUGUUGUGGACGGUGGAGGGAGCUUGCGAUGUGCGAUCUUAGGAGGCAAUCCGGUGCAGCAGGCUCAGAACAACGGAUGGUCAGGGAUAGUUGUGAACGGGUGCAUUAGGGAUGUCGAUGAGAUCAACGGCUGUGAUAUAGGGGUCAGAGCUUUGGCUUCUCAUCCAAUGAAAGCCAACAAGAAAGGUGUAGGGGAGAAGCAUGUGCCAAUUACGAUAGCGGGCACACGAAUUUGUGACGGUGAAUGGCUAUAUGCUGAUACUGACGGGAUUCUUGUGUCGCGAUCUGAGCUUUCGGUUUGAUCAUAUGAUGUGAGCAGUUUCAUUAUCAUCGAGUCAUUUGAAACAUGUUUAUUUCUUGAUCAUUCUUUUAUGUUUUCAAUCUAUAUACAAGCCUAUAAUCUAGCAUUUUCAGGAGUUUGUAAUAAUGAAGUGUUUUGUGUAUCCUGGUAUAUGCAACUAAUACAAAACCUGGUAGGCUUGUAGUUGUUUGUUGCUAAUAAAUUCCUUGCAUAUUUUCAUACUUUAGUUGUGAAAAUUUUCUUUUGGAAUAUCCCAUUAAGCUU
Messenger RNA from Amaranthus tricolor (Joseph's coat), 1066 nucleotides. RefSeq names its product putative 4-hydroxy-4-methyl-2-oxoglutarate aldolase 2. Gene Ontology annotation, molecular function: ribonuclease inhibitor activity. The transcript is spliced from 3 exons. Gene Ontology annotation, biological process: regulation of RNA metabolic process. The coding region runs from base 303 to 803 and encodes 166 amino acids. NCBI's taxonomy places the organism in Eukaryota, Viridiplantae, Streptophyta, Magnoliopsida, Caryophyllales, Amaranthaceae. The record is from RefSeq and is a predicted model, not a curated record.